AUGGUGAAGAAAAAGAAUUACGUAAUGAAGGGGAUGAAGAAUUACGUAAUGAAGGGGACGAAGAAUUACACGAAGAAGAAAAAGAAUCGCGCGAAGAAGAAGAAUUUCGCGAUGGAGGAGAAGGAUUUCUUCAUGCUGAAGGAGGAUUUCGCGAUAACAGAGGAGGAGAAUCUUAAGGAGGAAACAGAUUACAUGAAGAGUGGUUAUGAGCUUGUGAAUUCUGUGGAGGAAAUCUUCUACAACACAAGAGGGCCUCGUGCGGUGGCGUCUAAUGGAUUGUUUAUGACAUGGGCAGAUGGUGAAGACGUUAGGAUUGUCGACUUAGAAUCGUUCGUUCCUGAAAACCCACCGAUACUAAAGGGCAAUGAUGGACCAAUUACAGCUCUGGCUCUUUCUCCUAACAAUGAUUUGGUGUAUGCUGCUGGUCGGAAAAACAUUUGUGCUUGGGAACUUCACUCCAAAACACUUCGAUGGUCCAAGAUAAAGGCAUAUCUAUUAUCGUCAACUUCUUUGUGUUGGAUGUUGUUGUUGCUGCUACCGGGCCGAGGGUCUAUUGGAAACAACCUCUUUCUAUGGGUGUUAGUGAACCUAGGGUUUAUUGAAAACAACCUCUCUACUUUGUGGGUGUGGGUGGCCCUAAUGUUAUUGAAAACCACCUCUCUACUUAGUAGGGGUAAGGACAGCAUAUACACUGAUGGGGCUUUUUCUUUCUUUUUUGUUUUUUUUCGUUUUUUGAUUGUUGUUGUUGUUUCUGCUACCAGGUAG
This is a messenger RNA of Capsicum annuum, 765 nucleotides long. RefSeq lists its product as uncharacterized. The record is from RefSeq and is a predicted model, not a curated record. Lineage: Eukaryota; Viridiplantae; Streptophyta; Magnoliopsida; Solanales; Solanaceae. Gene Ontology annotation, molecular function: protein binding. The transcript has a single exon. Bases 1 to 765 code for a protein of 254 amino acids.